This is a messenger RNA of Staurois parvus, 2001 nucleotides long. The record is from the annotation of a GenBank genome assembly. NCBI's taxonomy places the organism in Eukaryota, Metazoa, Chordata, Amphibia, Anura, Ranidae.
UAGGAUGACAGUGAUGGUAUCCCAUGGUCAGAAGAAAGGGUGGUGCGCAAGGUGCUAUACCUGUCUCUCAAAGAGUUCAAGACAGCGCAGAAGAGACAGAGCGAUGACUGUAUUAAUGGGAGUUUUAAAACUCCAAAAGGUCUUCUUCUUAAUGGACAGUCUAAAGGAUCAGGACAGUCUUCAGAAACUGAGAAGGAUGAUACAUCUCAAGGGUCUUCACAAACCAAUAGUGUAACAUCAUCAGAUUCGGAAGAUGGGCCAGUAAGGAAAAGGCCAAGGCUGCAAGCACAAAGAAAAUUUGCCCAAUCCCAGCCAAACAGUCCGAGCACAACCCCCAUUAAAAUUGUGGAGCCAUUGCUACCCCCACCAGUUACUCAGAUGUCCGACCUCUCCAAACGCAAGCCCAAGACUGAGGAUUUCCUCACAUUUCUGUGUCUUCGAGGUUCCCCCGCCUUGCCAACUAGCAUGGCUUACUUUGGAAGCUCCCAAGAUGAAGAAGAUGUUGAGGAUGAUGAUGCGGAACUUGAGGACACCAAAAUAGCCACCACUAACACUUCAUCCUCAUGCCACUCAACACCUCGCAAAGGAAAAUCACAAAAGCAUGUCACCAAUGGACAUGUUUUAAACGGGUCUUGCAAAUUAUUGAGGGAAAAAGAAACUUCUCACAAACACAGAAGCAAAGAGGCCACCCCAGGGAAAGAGAGGAACAGUGACCAUAAAGCCGAGAGCCGGAGAGAGUCUGCCGCUGCUAACCACCAACCUGCUUCUAACACGGGCUCAUAUGCCAAAGGGCUCGCUGCUAACAACCACCACAGUCAUCUUAGAUCGGCUCAGGACUUAAGGAAACAGGUUUCCAAGGUGAAUGGAAUUACUCGAUUAUCAUCAUCGAGUUCUAAUGCAGUCGGUGCCAAAAAGACGAGAGAAGUGAGACCUUCACCGUCCAAAACUGUGAAGUAUACUGCAACGGUGACCAAGGGAACUGUCACAUACACCAAAGCCAAGAAAGAACUGGACAAGGCAACCAAACUGAAUCACAGCAAAACCAGUUCAUCUGUUCACCACACAAUCUCAGGGACCACAGAAAGCAGCAAUGCAAAAACUCGUAAACAGGUGCUAUCUCUUUCCACAUCCAAGCCCAACUGUGCCACUGGUAUUAACUGUGUUAAGAUGAAUGGCAAGUUGAACAAAAAGGCAUGCACUAGGGAGGAGGGAAGGCAGUUAAGGGAAGGACUGCGCAAUUCAAAAAGACGUCUGGAGGAAGCAAACCACCCCAGUAAGGCCCAGCCUUUGGUAAAGAAAAUUAAAGUAUCCGCCAGCUUACCUGAAGUCAGAAGCAAGAGGCAUGUGGCGGAGAAACCGGUGCUUAAUGGACAUGUAAAGAAAGAAGUGCCAGAGAAGAUGCUGGAGAGAAACAGGCCAAAGCGGGCCUCAACAGCCAAGAUCACAUCAGUUACACAAACCCGCAGUAAGACAGAAGAUGCUGGCUGUGAAAAUCGCUCUACCUCACAGACAGAUUCCUCGCACAAAACUCUGGACUCUAAGCCAGAAAGAAAUGCUGAGAAGGCCAGGUGUGUAGCCAUGUGUGAGAUCCCUGUCCUCCGACCCUCUGCCAAGGAGUUCCACGAUCCCCUGAUCUACAUUGAGUCCAUCCGAGCCCGAGUAGAGAAGUAUGGGAUGUGUACAGUGAUCCCUCCGCCAGACUGGAGACCCGAAUGCAAGCUGAACGAUGAAAUGCGCUUUGUAACACAGAGUCAACACAUCCACAAGCUUGGUAGGCGCUGGGGUCCUAACGUGCAGCGGCUGGCCUGCAUCAAGAAGCACCUCAAAUCUCAGGGCAUCACCAUGGACGAGCUUCCACUCAUAGGUAGGAGUAUAAAAAUAAUAAAGGUGCAUGUUAGAUCCUUUCUUCUCAAUAUCUCUAUUUCAACAGGACCAGUGCAGUUGAAUACACAAUCAUACACUUCAUGUCAUGUUUAUUUCAGUUUCCUUAACACUGAAUAA